Molecule: messenger RNA, 867 nt
Organism: Oncorhynchus tshawytscha (Chinook salmon)
Lineage: Eukaryota; Metazoa; Chordata; Actinopteri; Salmoniformes; Salmonidae
Product: vegetative cell wall protein gp1-like
Exons: 5
Coding region: 199-867 (222 amino acids)
Source: RefSeq, a predicted model, not a curated record
CAGAUGACAAUGCAGGCCAUGGCUUUAGUAACAUCCCCCAUGACCUCGCCACCCACCUCCCCCCUCACCUCACCCCCAUGAGCCCCCUCCUCCCCACUCUCUUCCCCCUAGCCCCUACACACAUUUCCCCCAAGCCCAUAUGCUAGCAUCACUCCUAGCCCUUAUGCAACUUCCAGUCCAGCCAGCCCGUAUGCUGUCAUGCCUCCCAGCCCCUAUGUUGCUUCCCCUGCCACCUCCAGUCCAGCCGGCCUCCCUGACCCCUAUCCUGCCCCCCAGAGCCAGACCCCUAGACCCAACUCCACUACCCAGCCUGUCCCUGUCUACCCUGGGGCUAGCCAGCCCACCAGUCCUGAGGUACAGCCAUAUCCAGCCAGCCUCCCUGACCCCUAUCCUUCCACCCAGGCCAAGACCGCAGGUAAAGACGGGGUUCCUCAUCAGAAGUCUCCAGCCGUCCCCAUCAACAAGGAACCUGCCAGGAAGUUUGCCCCGGUGGUGACCAGUCCUGCUCCCCCUGCUGCUGAGGUGGUGAAGUCAUCAGUGUUGCCUCAGGUAGACAUUGUACCCAGCAGUAACAUCAAGGAUAUCAUCAGACAGUACGACUCUCCUCCGCCCGUGACUGAUGCCCUACCGCCCGGCAAGAGGAGACCAGAGGGGAAGUUUAUGAAGAUGCAGAAUCCUCGUGAUGAAGCUCUACAGAUCCUCAAACCUCAGAUGGACAACCCACCACCUCAGCCCAAGCGUCCGUUAGGCCCAAGCCCCUCUGCGAUGGCUCUAAAGGAAGCAGGGGUUAACCCCACCACACACUCACACAGAGAUAAACAUUUACCCAGCACUCUGGUAUCUAUUUCCAGCCCAAGCGUCCGUUAG